Rotaria socialis is the source of this 984-nucleotide messenger RNA. The record is from the annotation of a GenBank genome assembly. Lineage: Eukaryota; Metazoa; Rotifera; Eurotatoria; Philodinida; Philodinidae.
AUGGCAACAAGUUCUGUUUCAACAAAUAUUCCAAAAAAGUCCGUAAAAGAUUUUAAAUUUGUAAAAGAAAUUGGCACUGGCUCUUAUUCAACAGUAUUUUUUGCCAUUGAAAAAGCAACAGAUCGUGAAUUAGCUAUCAAAGCGGUCGACAAAGAAUUAAUCAAACGAUUGAAGAAAACUCCAGAAGUUUUUCGAGAGAAAGAAAUUCUUACUCGAUUAAACGAUUGCGCUUUUGCGGUUAAACUUUAUUGUACAUUUCAAAAUGAAAGCACACUUUAUUUUGGUUUAACAUACUGUUCGAACGGUGAUCUUCUGCAAUACAUCAAUGAUGCCGGUCAUUUUCAAGAAGACAUUGUACGUUUUUAUUCUGCUGAACUUGUUGAAGCACUCGAAAAACUUCAUGUUAGAAAUAUAAUCCAUCGAGAUCUGAAACCGGAGAAUAUUCUUUUAACUGAUGAUAUGCAUAUUCAGUUAACUGAUUUUGGUUCUGCAGUUAUUAUUGAUAAUAAUGAAGUAUCUGCAACAGACGGAACUGAUAAUUCAAAUGGCGAGAAAAAAUCAGUCGAACGAAAAAAUUCAUUUGUUGGCACAGCUCAAUUUGUAGCACCUGAAAUUCUACAACGUGGUCCGGUGCAUAUCGGAUCUGAUAUUUGGUCACUUGGUUGUGUUAUCUAUCAAAUGGCUACCGGUAAACAUUUAUUUCAUGGCCAUCAUGAAUAUGAUAUUUUCAAUGCUGUAGUUCGUGUUGCUUAUAAAUUACCUGACGAUUUUCCAAAUACUAUUGGUGAUCUUAUACAAAAACUUGUCCGUUUUAAACCCGAAGAACGACUUGGUAGUGAAGAAACAGGUGGAAUGACGAAAUUAAAAGAACAUCCAUUCUUCACUACAGAUUCUUAUGAAACCAAAUGGGGAAAUCUGUGGAGUCAAAAAUCACCGCUUGCAGCUAAAGCAAAACUUAGUUCAAGACCCAAAGAUAAUGAAUGA